Molecule: messenger RNA, 1866 nt
Organism: Camellia sinensis
Lineage: Eukaryota; Viridiplantae; Streptophyta; Magnoliopsida; Ericales; Theaceae
Product: serine/threonine-protein kinase RIPK
Biological process (GO): protein phosphorylation
Molecular function (GO): protein kinase activity; ATP binding
Source: RefSeq, a predicted model, not a curated record
GAGAGAGAGAGAGAAGUUAGUCAAUAGAAUACUGCAGUUCUUUGGUGUGCCCUCCAAACCAUUUGCCCACUGCCAUUCCAUACGGCCACCAGCCCAUCUCUGUGUCCUUGUUUUGUACCCCUUAAAUAUUUAGCUGAUCAAACCCUUUCCACUUCCAUAUCAUAACAAUACCAACUUGAUGAUUUUAAGGCUUUUAGUGUAAACGUUGAGAUAUAUACAUACUUACAUAUAUAUAUACGAAAUGAGGGUUAAGAAGAAGAUUACAUGGCGAUCCAUCUUCAUCCCAAGUUGUUUCAAAAGUGAAAACCCAUUAGAUUCAACUCCUCUUCCUAAGAAGCCGAAGACUAUCAAGAAGAAAGCUGUUUCGGAGAAAAGUUCAUUACUUGAGAGGCUUUAUUAUCAAUCAGAUUUGAGUACUAGUUCAACAACGCUUUCAGAGGACCUCUCAAACUCACUACCCGGUUCAAACCUUCAUGUGUUUACGUUGGCAGAGCUGAGAGUGAUCACUCACAACUUCUCUUCCUAUAACUUGCUUGGCAAAGGCGGGUUCGGACCCGUUUUCAAGGGCUUCAUUGAUCACAAACUUCGGCCUUCUGCUUUGAAGCCUCAGCCUGUGGCAAUUAAGCUCUUGGAUUUGGAUGGUCUCCAAGGUCACAGGGAAUGGCUCACAGAAGUGAUAUUUCUUGGGCAACUAAGGCAUCCACAUCUUGUGAAGCUAAUUGGAUACUGUUGUGAAGAUGAACACAGACUACUAGUAUACGAAUAUAUGCCUAGAGGCUCCUUGGAAAAUCAACUAUUUAGAAGGUAUUCAGUAUCACUUCCAUGGUCAACAAGAAUGAAAAUUGCUCUUGGAGCUGCUAAGGGCCUCGGCUUCCUCCAUGAGGCCAAAAAGCCUGUCAUAUAUCGGGAUUUUAAAGCUUCAAAUAUCUUGCUAGACUCUGAUUAUACUGCAAAACUCUCGGAUUUUGGGCUUGCAAAAGAUGGUCCAGAGGGAGAUGAAACACACGUUUCAACGCGAGUCAUGGGAACUCGAGGUUAUGCUGCUCCUGAGUACAUCAUGACUGGUCACUUGACCACCGCAAGUGAUGUGUAUAGCUUUGGAAUAGUGCUCUUGGAGCUUCUAACGGGGAGAAGGGCAGCGGACAAGAGCCAGCCUCGCCGGGAACAAAACCUAGCAGGCUGGGCAAGGCCUCGACUAAAGGAUCUGAGGAGGCUCAAGCGGAUAAUGGACCCGAGACUUGAAGGCCAGUACUCUGAAAUAGGAGCUCAAAAGGCAGCUGCAUUGGCUUAUCAAUGCUUGAGCCACAAGCCAAAGCAUAGGCCAACAAUGAGCAUUGUGGUCAAAACUUUGGAGGCUCUCAAGGACUUGGAUGAUAUUCUAAGUAGGCCAUUUGUAUACAUAGUUCCUAAUACUGAUCAAAGUGAUUGCAUGCAUAGAAAACAUGUUAAGGUUAGUGAGGAACAAAAGGAGAUGAAGAAAGAGAAUGGUUGCCACCAUCAUAGAAAGCACCAGAUGAAAUCACAAAAACCCUGAAACAUUCAUUCAGAAACUGCUCUACACCAAAAUCUCCCAUUCGCAUGCACUCUAGAAUCAAGAGGGCAUAUAUAUAUAGACUAGGAUAAUCAUAAAUCACACAGCAACACAAUAGAGAUAAGUGUAAGGAUUCUUGUGAGGACUUAAUGAUUUUUUUGAUUUGUUCAUUCAAAAAAAAUAUGUUCUUCAGUUUGCCUUCUACUGGAAUGGAGCAGUAUAUAUAGGCAAACUACAACUGCACAUUAUUUGUACACUGGUGGAAAUUUUUGAUCCACGCAAAUGCGUGGAUUAUAUAAAUAAAAAUUUAGAUUUCAAGCAAUAGUUAUUAACUU